This is a messenger RNA of Fusarium proliferatum ET1, 1254 nucleotides long. RefSeq lists its product as uncharacterized. The record is from RefSeq and is a predicted model, not a curated record. The transcript is spliced from 2 exons. Lineage: Eukaryota; Fungi; Ascomycota; Sordariomycetes; Hypocreales; Nectriaceae. Bases 1 to 1254 code for a protein of 417 amino acids.
AUGUCAGCUUCGCAGUCCUCUAGAUCUUCGACUUCAACGUUGUGUAAGGAGAACUCGCUCUACGAUAUCUUUCAGCAAGACGCCGGCACAUCGCUCUUUGUGAUACCCAUUUGCUGGACAGAUUUACACGCUCAGCUGCUCGGCGCGAGAUGGGAGGAACUGCCGCCAUGCGAUACACCUCAACCGUCAGGGGCCCCAGGCACGCCACCAUCGCGAGGACAUUUGAGUCCAUCGAACACCAUCAUCAGCCUUAGCAACGCGCUCACGCAGAUUCUCCUACCCAAACCAUUGCGUUCUAUUCUAUCCUCAAAUGCUGUCAAGUCAGUUCUCAACACGCUGUGGCCUACACCUUUCAACAAGCCACAGUAUCUUCCCGAACUCCAUCUAUAUUUUGGUGGCUUCGUUUAUCAUGAUGCUGUACACGCGCAGCUUAUGUGGAAUUACCCAACUGAGGACGCAAAGUCUUCAAAAUCUUCAUUCGAAUCACUUUCAACGGAAACCGCUGAGUCUUCCAACAUCUCAAAGCAAUCGUCUCCCAAGUACAGCCCUGCCAACCUACCUAUGAUCUGUUACAUUGGCAAGACUCAAUUAGCCUCCAUCCGAAACGACCUUUUUCGCGCCCCUUCUGGACCUGGACGAACAGAUAACGAACCCGUGGCUCGCCUCCAGGAGCUGCGGGCUCGUAUGCUCGUACCCUCAAAUUCCGAUCACGAUGCUCAUUUCGUGGGCAUCUUUCUAGGGAUGUCGCAGAAGUACUUCUACCCUGCCCCAUCUGACGAAAACAAAGCCAAACACAAAUCACGCAUUUCAUCACUACAAGGCAUUCCACCAAGCCCCAACUUCCACGACAUGAAGUUGAAAAUUAUGACUCACGACAUUGAUACAUCCGAGUUUAUUGUCUACACUGGUUACAUCACAAAGGAGUUCUUGGAGAAGUUUCACAAUCCCUUCAAGGCUCCAGCUAAUGAUGACGACGCUAUGGUUUCUGGUCUCAAGAUUGAGUACACAAGAGUUCCUAUCUGGCCGAUUCUGGGACUCAGAGAGAGACUUGGCAAAGCUCUAGGCCAAGAGAUUGUCGGAACCUUCGAUCCAGAUAAGAUGGAGACCUGGGAGGAAGACCCUGAGAAGCCACGUGGCGAGAAGCGCGAGCGCGCAUCCUCACUGAGCCCGUCAGAAGAUACUGAGGAGGAACCAGAAAUCAUUUCAAAGAAACGGUGCCUGAGCGAGGGCACGCCUGUGGGCGUGGUGAUGUGA